Dendroctonus ponderosae (mountain pine beetle) is the source of this 2853-nucleotide messenger RNA. RefSeq lists its product as uncharacterized. The record is from RefSeq and is a predicted model, not a curated record. The transcript is spliced from 3 exons. The coding region runs from base 113 to 607 and encodes 164 amino acids. NCBI's taxonomy places the organism in Eukaryota, Metazoa, Arthropoda, Insecta, Coleoptera, Curculionidae.
AUUUACGGGUCAGUUCUACUGCACAGAUCACAGAGUAACCUCUGUUCCUCCUUGGUUCUACUGUUAACCCUACUUAUUUGACCAAAACUAUUAGCCCCGGUGAAAACAUAAAAUGAAUGAGAAAACUCCCACAAGACGAUCAGUGCAAUCAACUUCUGGAUUUUCACCUGUAAUUGUUCAGACAAGUCCUGCAGCUGAAUCCCCACAGAAGAACUUAACUGGCCAUCCAAGAGUAAUUCGUGAUAUUGUUGCCGAUUUGUAUAACAAUGUACAAAGGUGGAAUUCUUUACAUAUUCAAGGCUGUGGCAUUGUGAAACAGAUUGCGUCUAUGAAAGCAGAUACUGGUCAAACUUACCCACCUCACUUAGAUGAGCAUAUCAAUGAGUUGCAAUCGGUAGUGCAAUCAAUGACGAAUAUGUUCAAUGUUUUCGCCAAGUUAGACGAGCAGGCAACUGCAUUUGCCAAAUUGCCCAAUUUGUGGAACCCUCUAUUUUUUUCAAUGGAUGCAUUCAGCCUUACACGACUUAUAAAGGAUAUAUGUGAGGUUUACAUGACCGCAUUUAAGGUAAAGUUCGAGAGUUGGAGUAUAUUCAUUAAAAUAUCCUGAUUAGAUAUGCAAUGUCUGUGUGUCUAAUAAUAUCUAUACCUUUGAUAAAAAAGAGGUCAAAAAAACUACUGCUAGCAAUUAAUAUCCUGGGCAUAUAGAAAAUCCGCUAAUUAUCCUCACCAAAUAGGUGAUCCCUUUACCAAUCACUUUAUUCUGAGUUUUUUUUUCGAAGAUGCCCUUUUCAAGCAGUUUUCAUGCUUGAAAAUCACGUUGUACUUGUAGUAAUAAUUAGAAUCUAUAAUGACGAAAUAUCAAUUGUUCUAUUAGAGAAGAUCAUCUGUCUUGAACCAGAAAUGUUUUUCAUGUUGAAAUAAGUGCAAAUUUUUAUUUGGAGCACAAAUCCAUUGUGCAGUUAUUUAUAAUUGUUUUUGUGUACGAUUGUACUAUUCUGUAAUUUUGGAAAUUAGUUCUUAUAAGGACUUCGUCACAGCUAUUUUCAGAUUAUAUUGCCAUGCCAUGGAAGUAAGAGUGAUUAGAAAAGUAAAAUUUAAUCGCUUUAACAGAAGAAUGAAUAGUUGUCUCUAAUUGAAUUAUAUUUCAUAAAUAUUUAGUAAGAAUUUGUAUUCCACUUAAAAUAAGAUGCGUUAAGAGAAGAAGAUUAGGUCAAGUCCGAUGAAUCAAAUAGUGUAAUGGGAUAGUAAUAACUCGAUAUGGAGUUUUUUCAAAAGUUACAGUUUAAGGAAACAAGUUCUGCAACGAAAUCAACUUUAAAUGGUUUUCCCCGCAUGGUGUUAGUGCUUGUUUUUAUCAAGUCUAGACUAACCCAAACUAACACAAAACUGUUUCAAUUGUUGCCUGUGAGUACUGGCCUAGUACAUAAUUUGAAACCUCACCGAUCAAAAUUGCAUCGUUUUAGCAAAAUAUCAUAAAGGUCAAUUAUUUUCAAAACCUUCUGGCAAACUAUGGUAUUUUUAUACUCUAUAUUUUAUGGAAAUGCUGGUCUUUAAUAUGGAACAGUGUAACUUAGAGCUAUCGAAAAAUGUUUAGUGUUCCUAGUAGGUAUCCGGCAUUAUUUGAUCUUUUCGGGUUAAGCGUGAUUACUAGGUAGUAGACGGGAUUAUUCUGCAUGCAUUUCUCGGUAUUGCUUGGCACCGUGGAUGCCGGCCACAUGUGCAAACUUUGAGCGGGAUUUUAACAUGUCAGCCCUUAAACAGCUUCAAACUCUUAUUUGCUCAUUUCCGUCUUAACUACCUGGCAAUAACCAUAUGUAUUUAUUUGUUUCACCAGAACUGUUUUCCUUUGUUCACCAGUCCUUUGGUUAAAAUUCGCAUCAGUUUUCAAAAUUAGGGGACUAUUCGAACCAGCUUGAGACUAUAAGCUGGCGCCACUUUAAAACCUUGUUCAUUAACGCAAGUCUACUUAAGGUUUUAAUGAAGAACCAUGCAACGCAGGUACUUAUAAAAAUCAACCCUUUUUGAUUAUUCAGGUUUUGUUUGGAAAUAUUCUCGGCUGCAAAAAUCCGAUUGUCGAUUUUUUAUAUAGCUUUUUAUCGUUUUAAACAACGCAUAGUUCCACCGUAUAAAUUAACCGUGCGAUGGUCAAAAAUCACUUAAAAUGUAUAGCUUUUCUAGAAGGACUUGGAAGGAGAAAAUAUCUCAUUAAAUUAUCAGUAUCAUUAUCAUAUAUAUAUCAGUAUUAUUAUUAUCAGUAUCACCUUUUUGAAACUGUAUUUUUCUGAAGGUUUUCACUUAUUCUAUAGUUUCAAUUAAAUAUUGUUCAUUUUGUGUGUUUGAUUUACAUACUACGAUUUCGUUAGUAUGCUCCUCUUUAAAUAUUAAAUUAAAUAGAAAAGAGAAACAAAGCCACAUAAUCACGCUUUGUGAAUAAUAAUACACAUAUGUAUUGAGUUUCCUUGUGGUUGCCAGAAAAAUACUGUAAAAAAGUAUGUACUGUAUAAAAAAAUAAAUAAAAUACUGUAAAAAAUGACAGAAUUAAAAAAAAUCCGUUGUUUAACUCUAUAUCAAGAAAAAAAUACCCCUUCAAAAUAGUAACAUUUUAUCAUCCUAUACCUUAUAUUAGUCUAUAGCGCAAGAUUAAUUUUCAUUAAGUCUCUUAAAUCGACUGGCAAUUUCAAAACGUGGUAAUUCCAGAAAAUAUUUUAUUAAGUUUUAGUUAGUUGCUUAAUAAAAGUUCCUACCAUCUGCAUAUCCGCCACCUCAUUUCAAAUCAGAAGUACCUGAUUCUAAACCCGAAUCUGCAGGUUCCUUAAACUUUCUAGGCAAAAAUGUUAAAUUAAAGGGCAUUUC